Messenger RNA from Rangifer tarandus platyrhynchus (Svalbard reindeer), 435 nucleotides. NCBI's taxonomy places the organism in Eukaryota, Metazoa, Chordata, Mammalia, Artiodactyla, Cervidae. The record is from the annotation of a GenBank genome assembly.
AUGAGCAGCGCUACCGCCUGUUACGUGGUGGGCUCCGCUUCUUUACCUUCCAGGCGAUUGCCGAAGUCUCUCGAUCCGACCUUGUGCUUUCGGAAAGAGAUCAAGAGAGGGAAAGGGUUUGAAUUUCUGGUCCUGAUUCUAACAAGAGAGAUAGCCUGGUCCCGGAAGCUGAUAGCACCCUGCAGUGACAGCGGCACCCAACGACCUUAUCCUGUGUAUUUCUUUUUGCUGCUCCACUCCAUCCCUCGAGAGUCCGAUGUGCCCCCUCCUCUAAAAAAAAAAACUGAUCAUAAGUCUUAUGGGACACUGGUUCUCAGAGUGCAAGGAGCCGGACAAGGAGAAGCAGAUAUUCCUGCCAACUUAAGAAUGUCGCUUGAAGGUUCAACUUCACUUUGCUAUGAGACUCUCUUGGCUUUAUUUGCGCUUCAACGCUAA